AGUAAAAAAGGGAUAUCAAGAAAUAUCAAUUUUAUUGGAUAAAAUAUGACAUUAGCACUUAAUAAAACACAGGAUUAUAAGAAAUUGCAUAAAAGAAGAAAGAAAUCGCGUUUUCCUCGAAAAACUCCAUCAAUUAAAACGGCUCAAGUAGAAAAAGAUAUAAAAGAAAUAUGUAUGAAAGAAGUUAAAAAAGAUACUAAUACAACGGUUGAUGUGUCUUGUACAUCUUUAAAUGCACUGAAAGAACCAGAAUCUCGAAAACUUUUAGAAAUGCUUGAAGAUCAUUUUCAAGAUUUACAACGUGAUACUCAAGAUAAGUAUAAAAAAGAAUUACAGGAAUAUGCGGAAAAAAUGUUCAAAUUGACAUCUAACGAUUCAAUCGAAACUAUUCUUCAAUCUAUGCAACAAGAACUCGAAUAUGCACGUUCUGAUUCUGCUUUUGUUCUUAGUCAAGAAGCUACUCUUCAAAAAGCUCUACAACGAUUAUCUACAUGUUUAGAAACAUAUACAAAAGAAACAAAACUUAUUCAAACACAAAUACAAUCUCUUAUGACUGAUAAAACAUUUGAAGAUGAUUUAUGGGCAGAUGCAGAUGCACUUAUAGAAGAGGCAGAUGCACUUUCACAAGAAUAUUUAAAUAAAAUGAAAGAUUCGAUGCAGAAAUGUAAUGAAAUUGAUAAAGAAAAUAAACGUAAAUUAAUGAAUCAACUACUCUAAAUAUUGCUUAAAAUCUUUAUAUCUAUAUUCAUCAACUCGACAACAC
This is a messenger RNA of Pneumocystis carinii B80, 763 nucleotides long. RefSeq lists its product as hypothetical. The coding region runs from base 46 to 717 and encodes 223 amino acids. NCBI's taxonomy places the organism in Eukaryota, Fungi, Ascomycota, Pneumocystomycetes, Pneumocystales, Pneumocystaceae. The transcript has 5 exons. The record is from RefSeq and is a predicted model, not a curated record.